AUGCAGUGCUUUGGUAAUUCGAUAUCUUUCAAUGGAGGAGCACCUGGCGAUGCUUGUAAAAUAGGUUAUACAGAAUGUACAGGUGGUUCGAUUUGUAUAAAUAAUCGUUGUGAAUGCUUUCCAAACAAGAUAUCCAUAGAUGGACAAUGUACAGUAACACCUCAUCAUUACCAAGCAGUGUUUAUGAAUAAAAUAUGCAACAAUAAUUCGAUAUGCACAGAUGGAUCAAUUUGUGUUCAAGGAAUUUGCAUAUGCCCAAAUGGAAUGUAUAUUUCGAUGGGGAAAUUAGUCUGUAAACCGAUUUCAGUGAUCGCUGCUAAUCCUAUUAAUCAAUGCUAG
Molecule: messenger RNA, 339 nt
Organism: Thelazia callipaeda (thelaziosis nematode)
Lineage: Eukaryota; Metazoa; Nematoda; Chromadorea; Rhabditida; Thelaziidae
Source: the annotation of a GenBank genome assembly